Messenger RNA from Urocitellus parryii (Arctic ground squirrel), 2645 nucleotides. It is a transcript of the gene Ticam1, whose product is annotated as TIR domain containing adaptor molecule 1. Gene Ontology annotation, molecular function: signaling adaptor activity. NCBI's taxonomy places the organism in Eukaryota, Metazoa, Chordata, Mammalia, Rodentia, Sciuridae. The record is from RefSeq and is a predicted model, not a curated record. Gene Ontology annotation, biological process: positive regulation of type I interferon production; TRIF-dependent toll-like receptor signaling pathway; positive regulation of canonical NF-kappaB signal transduction. Gene Ontology annotation, cellular component: endosome.
CCUGGGGGAGGUCGGUGCCCGCGCGCGGCCCUGGGUCCAGAAUCGCAGGGGGAGCAGGUCUCCUCGGCUCCCUGUCCUCCUGUCCUCGGGUCCCCUGCCCUCCGUCCCCCGUGGGGCGGGACCACGUGGCGGUGCGCGCCGGGGACUUUCCCCUGAGGGCGCGGAGGCGGAGCGCACCCUGCCCAGASGCAGAAGGGGCGGCGCCUCUCCCGAGAGGCCACCGCGGCCACCCACAGGACCCAGGGCCACCACCGUGGCCACCCCGUGGACCAAGGACCAGCACCAGGGCCGCGGCCUGGGAAGAAGGCCCUGUCCGAGGGGCCACAGUCCGGGACCUCAGACCUCCCGGAACACUCGCUCUGCUCCUCACGACCCGGCGGGCCGCCCGCUCCUUAUGGCCGCACACAAAGGACAGGGACGGCUCUGGCUCCUGGGAGCUCACAGGUGUGCCGGGCGGCAUCCCCUUGGUGAACUGGCCUGAGAUCCGCCCCAGCAACCCUCCAGGAACCUGGCCCGAGGCACGGGGAAGGGUCGCCGGCAUCCGGAACAUGCCUCCGCGCUCCCCAGCUUCUCCUGCCUGCAGCCGCACCCACCCGUGCCCAUGGCCUGCCCGGGCCCGUCACUGCCCGGCGCCUUCGACCUCCUGGGCGCGGCGGGCCAGGACAAGCUGCUCUACCUGAAGCACAAGCUCAAGACUCUGCGCCCGGGCUGCCGGGGGGCCGGCCUGCUGCACGCCAUGGUGCUGCUCACGCUGGGCCAGGAAACCGAGGCCAGGAUCUCCCUGGAGGCCCAGAAGGAGGACGCGGCGGCCCGGCUGGUGGCCCGCCAGUGGGCCGGCGUGGACGGCGCCGAGGCCCUGGAGGAGCCCCCCGACGUGUCCUGGGCCGUGGCCCGUGUCUACCACCUGCUGGCCGAGGAGCAGCUGUGCCCAGCCUCGCUGCGGGACUCGGCCUACCAGGCCGCCCUCCGCGCCCACGGCUCCAGGGGCGACCGCCGGCUGGCCGAGCUGCAGGACGAGGCCCGGGACCGGUGCGGGUGGGACGUCCUCCGGGACCUGAGUGGCUUCCAGCCCCUCUGUUCCGACCUGGGUGGCCUCCCACCGUCCUCGGCGUCACCCUCUGGGGCCAGGAGCCUCCCGCGCCCCAUCGACAGCCAGCGGGACUGGAGCCAGGGGCGCUCCCUGCGGUCCACCAGCAGCCCCGUCUCCCUGACCCGCAGCUUGGCCAUCAGUCAGUCCCCCACCAUGCCCCUCGCGAGCCCGCAGCGCAGCACCCCGGGGCCCAGCAAGCUCUUCCAGGAGCCCCAGGCCAGCCCGGGGCCUGAGCCUGUCCCCACGGGCUGCCAAGAGCCAGAGGAGAUGAGCUGGCCCCCUUCAGUGGACGCGGCCUGCUCCCCGGAGCUGGCAGACUGCCCCGUCCCCAGGCUCCCUGCGGCGGCCCCAGCCCCAGCCGCUGCCCAACCCCCUGAGCCCCCCGAGGCUCCAGAGACCAGCAGCCAAGGCCCAGUGGAGUGCACAGAGCGGUCUGCGGGCCCCGGACCUCUGCCCCUGCCCACUGUGGAGGCCACGGAGAGUCCUGGCCUUGUCAAGGAGGGGACACCACCCCAACUCUCGGGAGAAGAGACCGCACCCCAGAAGAGCAAGCCAAGCCCACCCACGGCCUCCCUGCCUCCGACCCCAGCCUCCACGUCCCCCUGUCCCUCCUCCUUUGAGUCAGUGUCAUCCGAGCAGAAGUUCUAUAACUUUGUGGUCCUCCACGCCAGGGCUGACGAGCAGGUCGCCCUGCGAGUGCGGGAGAAGCUGGAGGCCCUCGGGGUGCCAGAUGGGGCCACCUUCUGCGAGGACUUCCAGGUGCCGGGGCGCGGGGAGCUGCGCUGCUUGCAGGACGCCAUUGACCACUCGGGCUUCACCAUCCUGCUGCUGACCUCCAACUUCAACUGCCGCCUGAGCCUGCACCAGGUCAGCCAGGCCCUCAUGAGCAGCUUCACGCAGCACGGGAGGGAGGACUGCGUCGUGCCCUUCCUGCCCCUGGAGAGCUCCCUGGAGCAGCUCGGCCCCGACACGGCCAGCCUGCUCACGGGCCUCGUGUGGCUGGACGAGAACUCCAAGGUCUUCACCAGGAAGGUGGCCAACACCUUCAAGCCGCAGAAGCUGCGGGCGCGCAAGGCCCACUGGAGGAAGGAGCAGGACGUCCGCGCCCUGCGGGAGCACAGCCAGCACCUGGAGGGCGAGCGGCGGCAGGCGGCCGCCAUGGCCGCCGCGUACUGGGACAGCCUGCAGAGCUACGGGGCCUGGCAGUCGCAGAUGGACAGGCUCCAGGCAGCCUUCGGCAGCCACUUGUCCUUCCGGACUCAGGUGCCUCACCCGUCUCAGGUGCCCCUGGGGGGCCAGGUGCCCUGGGGGGAGCCGUCCCCCCUCCCCACCUGGCCGGGACACCCCCAGCCGCCUCCGUGGCCAGCGGGCAGCCCCGCGCCCGCCUUCCCGCCGCCGCCCGCGGCCCCGCCGGCCCCGGGGUUGCAGCCCCUCAUCAUCCACCACGCGCAGAUGGUGCAGCUGGGGCUCAGCAACCACAUGUGGAACCAGAGGGGGGCCCAGGCGCCCGAGGACAAGACGCAGGAAGAAGGGCGGUGACCAGCCGGGCCACGGG